Messenger RNA from Hyposmocoma kahamanoa, 1084 nucleotides. RefSeq lists its product as uncharacterized. The transcript is spliced from 3 exons. NCBI's taxonomy places the organism in Eukaryota, Metazoa, Arthropoda, Insecta, Lepidoptera, Cosmopterigidae. The record is from RefSeq and is a predicted model, not a curated record. Bases 67 to 573 code for a protein of 168 amino acids.
AAAUCAAGAAGAAAGACAACAAGACACGGUAAAGGUAAAGGCAUUAACAAAUGCAUUCUGAAGAUCAUGAAGCAUGGCGAGCAAGGCGGUAGCAAUGAAGGUAUGGGAAUGAGUAAAAAAAGGAAAAGAAGAAAAGGUCAAGGGAUCAAAGGGUUCCAUAUGCCACAUAAGAAAAUGAUGAUGCCAGUGAUCCUUGGCUUGUUGGCAGCUAAAAGUUUAUUGAUCCCUAUUGCUUUGAAAGCAUUAGCGUUUUUGUCGGCUAAAGGUUUGAUGAUGGGAUUCUUCUCCACGGUAAUGGCAUCCGUUCUAAGCCUGAAAGGGAUGUUCAACAACAACGGUUAUCAGAACCGAAAAGAUGAAGCGAAAACCCAAGUUGAAAUUAUACAAGUACCAACAAAGAGUGAAGAUCAUGUAUAUUAUGAUGACCAUUAUAGAAGGGGUGAUUAUAUUCAUGAAGAUCCUUAUAGAAGAGAAAUAUAUGAUGAAUAUAGGAGAGGAGAUGUUAUUCCUAUUGUACCUAUGAACAUGCCAAGUUCUAAGAGAAAUGGGUUUGUUGGAAAUGUAAAACCUUAAAAGCCUAAAAGUGAAAGGAAAGAAUAAAGACACAGAUCAGUUGUGGUUUUUAUUGAUUAUAGGCAAGAAACCUUAAUAUCAACCAAUGUGUCUAUCCCAUAGAUUUAAUGUAAAGGUACUAUACUAAAUCUAUGGUCUAUCCAGACUCCCCUUGAAAAGGCCCAUGUUCUUGAUUCUUCUUAGUAUAUUAGACAAAUAGAAUAUCACGUAAUGAUAAGUCCUACUAGGAAUAGUCAUGUUUGAUUAUAUACGCAUCUAUCAAGUGUAAAUAGUUGUAAAAACAGUGAAAUCUUUAUGUUAUGUACAUACACUUUACACCCUUUUCUGAUUGGGGUCGACGGAGACCACAGCCUUCGAUUUGCAACGAUCCUAAAACAUUUUUCUCCUCAUCAACACGCAUCAAUAUUUUCCAUACACAUUCGUCGGUUAAGGUCCUUGACAUGGCCUUUGUUUACGACGUCUUCAAUUUGGUAGUGGUAAAUUCGUCUUUGUUAGCCUUUUAUUUUUAAAU